This is a messenger RNA of Oryzias latipes (Japanese medaka), 6569 nucleotides long. It is a transcript of the gene nexmifb, whose product is annotated as neurite extension and migration factor b. Lineage: Eukaryota; Metazoa; Chordata; Actinopteri; Beloniformes; Adrianichthyidae. The record is from RefSeq and is a predicted model, not a curated record. Gene Ontology annotation, cellular component: nucleus. Gene Ontology annotation, biological process: negative regulation of neuron migration; negative regulation of cell-matrix adhesion; negative regulation of cell adhesion mediated by integrin.
AUUUCAUUGUCAGGUAGAAUCUUGAAAAGUACCCAGUCCCUGUGAGUGGGCCUAUCACUCGGCAAAGGCAAACACGAGUAGCCUAUUCAUUAUUCAUGUCAUUGCAGUUGCCCUGUUAUGAUACAGUCCUAUUUAGAGUGGGCUACCUGAUUUGCUCAGCGCGUCCGUCAAAGCGGUGCGUGGCCCUGCGUCGGCUGGCUGCGCGCUCUCAUAGGUCGGGCCGAGAAGAAUCGAGGAGGGUUGGGGGGUGGGGGGAGAAGCUCUGUGCGCGCCUACGAGACUGCGCGUCGCAAGAAGGGGGAGAGGUCCAGCUGCACAAAAAAAAAAGAAUAAAUAAAAAAAGGAAAAGAAAAAAAAGAGGAGUAGGAGGUGGGGGGAACAAUAGCAACAUCUCGUAAACGGUGGCAGAGAUAAGAGGCGAGGGGGCGCCGCGAAGCAGGAGUUGGAGAGGCAGCGGCCCCUGCCUGUCCCUCAGAAAAAAGGAGGAGGGAGAAGCGCGGUGGGAUCGGGACAUGCUGGCUGCUCCGUAGCGCCUUUCCUGGAAUACGAAUUGAACAUGGAGCGGCGGCGGAGAGGAGAGUCGCGCUGUCUCCAUCACUGAGAGGCGCGUCCACCUGCUAUUACUGGAGGCCCGGGCUGCUGCUGCUGCUGCUGGAGGUGGUGUUGGUGGUGGCGGCGGGGAGGGUGGGGGGGAAGACAUGCAGGGGAAGUGUUUGCAUUUCGGGGGAAAGACGCAUCUCUGAAACCGACCAGCCGAGGAGGAUCCCAUCGAGAAAAAACCCCACACUUUGUGCGCUCCGGAGGUGGACUAGUCAAAAUGCUGUGCAAGCGGUGCGACAGUGAGCUGUAUUGAUGGAUGUGUUAACAGACACUUGUCUCACAUUGAUGGUGAAGACUUCAGAGCUAGAGAUUCCAAAUGUGGAAAACACAGGGGUAUGUGAGCAGAGUGGUGAUCUGAGUCUGUGCGGACUCGUCAAUGCUGCUCUCCCUCCAUCCUCCUCGCCUCCUCCUGCCGCAGAGACUUUGCAGCGGGCCUGCAUAACACGCCAGAGGACCACUCCUACAUCAGCAUCCCUUCGCCUGCCUGUUGGCACAGACCCCUCUCUCUGCCUGACAGUGGCCCCCUGCCCCGCCUCUGAUGAUGCUCCAUCUGUAGUCCCCCAUCUCCUCCACUCUUCCACGUCGCUUCCCGACCUGACUGUAAGCACCUGGAGUCCAGCAGGAGACGCAAAGAAACCCCCCCCUGCACUGCCUGUCUCCCUGCCCCUGUCAUCGACAAUGAUGGAGCCUGGCCCCGUGUCCGCUCUGACAGAGGAAUGUCUUCUUCAGCCAACAAGAAACUGCCUUGGCUGUUACAUCGAAACCCGUGACGCUUCGGAUGCUACUGCCAUCCAAAACCCAUCCCAUGACCCCAACCCCAACACAGACCCCGGACUAAGUGUUCGGAUAGGAGAUGUAAGCCGAGAAGACUACUCGGACAUCAACAACAUCAGCAUCCAGUGCCUGAGCCAUGCAGGGGAGACAACCAGUCACUAUGGGGAACAGCUCCUCUCUGACCAGCUACUCAGCUUUCCCCUGCCCAAAACCUCCAGUGAGUGCAAGAGAGCAGAUGGCAACAAAGCAACAGUGGACUGUGAAGACCCAGAAGAUGAUGCCACGGCUAAGAACCUGUAUGAGGGACUGUUACUAGACAAAGUCAGUGGAGAAGAGGCCCUGCUGGCGAAUGCGGGUCAGGACUGGGGCUACUUUGAGUCCUUUAUCAGCGAGAGUAAGAUGGAGCUGCUGGACCUUUGCUCCAAGAAUGAACUGUCGGUCAAUCUUUUCUCUGAGGAGGAUGUUGACAAUCUCUUUGAUGAUGAAGAUGAUGAUUCAACGCUAAGCAGUGACGUGUGCUCGCUGAAGAUUCGUUACGAGUCCUUCCAGGACAACAUGAGAGAAAAGACAAAUGUGCUUCAGGAGGAGACGCAGUUUAACUUCUUCCCCAGUGUCCUGACCAACUGUGCCAAGAAAGAGGACGGAGCCCCUGUCUUGAAGAGGAGCACUGAGGGUCUGCAGCCCAAAGCUGACGAGCUCAUCAUGGUGACAGCACAGGAGGUGAAACCCGCAGAUUGCAGUGGCUCACUCGAUGACUCUCAAGGCUCCCCGAUGUCCACCUCCAAAGUCAGCUACCUAAUAGACUUCAACUCCACGGAGGAGUCAGGGGAGUUCAGCGAUGACAGCUCCUGCACUGGCUCCUCCUCAGACACGCUGCAAGAGGGCAGGUUCAAAAAGGGUCCCUCGAAAAGAUUUCUUAGCCCAUCAAACCCUCUCAAUUAUGGCCUACGCUCCAAGAGGAAGGUUCGAUACAGCGACGAUUAUCUAUAUGACGUUGAUUCGCUCGAGAGUGAAAAGAAUGCUGAGAAAAAGGAGAAACCGCCCUCUGGGCAGAAAGAAGAGGAGGACGUGGAUUGGUGCCCUAAAAAGCGGCGAAAAUCCUGCCGCAAAGAGCCACCUGUGGUCAUCAAGUACAUCAUCAUCAACAGGUUUAAAGGAGAAAGACUCAUGUCGGUGAAACUGGGCAAGCUGGACCCGGUGGAUUCGACUGUGAGCUUAAAUGCAGACACUGUGGGCAAAUAUGAGACACUGGCUCCUCUGAAGGCUUUCUGGCAAGAGAAGCAAAGAGAAAGGCAGGAACAGUUUAAGCUGGCUGCAAGAGAUAAACAACAACGCGGUUUUCAUCUAAACGGACGCCAUCAUCGGCCUUUCAAUUCUAGUCAUCCCAAAAGGAAAUACAAGAUUGCAAACAGGCUUAAGGUUCAGAGGAUUCACACUGUGGAGCAAUCAGCAACAGCACAGAACUCUCCCCUCUCUGAUCAGGGCCAAGGAAGUGUCACUAAAGAGGAGACCACCCCCACAGUAAGAGGAAUAAUAGCGGCCCCAGGCCUCCCCGUCACAUUAGACACAAACUCCAUCACACACACAGUCACGGCAAAGAGCCGCUCCCAGGAGAGGGAGGAAAGGGAGGGGAGAAGAUUGGGAGGAAAUAAAACAUUCAGGAUAAGGAAAUUCAAAAGCGAAGCCAGGCUGAGGAGCAAGAAAAUGAAAGAGGCAGAAGGAGAGGAGGGGAGGAGCGUGACAAAUGAAGCGGAUGCCUGCGUCUCUGCGGCACAGAUUGAGGACCCUACUGCGGGGUUAGAACAGGGAGGCAUUAGUUCAACCACAGCUAAACCCAAUUUCUCUGACAAUGCCACCACCACUCAGGCAUCUGAGGAAAAAUUCCCCUUUGUUUCAUCCACCUGCUCUCCUGACAAAGCAACCUCCUCAGAGGAGGUGGAGACAGGUGUCCCUGUUAUCCCUGGAGGCUACCUGCAGACCCUGUUAGAUGCCACAGACUCCUCCAGUGGAGCAGCUAUCUCCUACUUCCCGCAGCAGUCCUCUAGGCAGCAGUAUCCUCUGGGGCUGUCCCUGGAGGAGAAACAGUUUUCUUCUCUGCAACUUGCUCAGAGCUGCGUCCUCUCUCCUCCAUCUGAGUCAGAGCUCCAGCAGUCACCGCAGAACUGCCCCAGCUUCCCCCAGAUGUGGCACCAACAACUGUGUGCAAAUCACAGCCAAAGCUUUGGGCCCGAGACCCCCGACACUCCCAUCUUACCCAACAACUUCCCAGCUGCGGUGCCCCUGAAUGACAACCUGCCAGUAUCUAACUACAGCCAGCUGAGCCCGGAGGCUGACAGGCUGCUUUAUGAGAAGAGCUACCUGACUGAGGCGGGGCUCCAGCCUGGGGCUGAUCUGCAAGUGUGUCAGUCUGCCUGUGUGGAGGGCCAGGUGCAAUACCAGAGAGGGUCCCUGAGCACAGACAAUGGUAGGCUCAUCAGUUAUGACUCAGUGGGCUCUCUGUCAGCCUCCUCCAGCAAUUAUAGUUCUCUCAGCCUCAAGUCUUGUGAGCGGGAGGGCGAAGAAGAGGGCCGGGACGGCUUCUUAACUCACUGCAGUCCCAAACUGGUGAUUCAGCAGAGUGUAGAUGCCCUCACGCCACUCAGGGAGUCCUCUGACUUGCUGGAUAUCUCCAACUUCACUCCUGACAAGUUCAGACACUCGUCGCUGUCAGAGUUGUCCCCUCCUGAGACCCCCAACCUGUCCCCACAGGUGGUGGGGCGUGAGAUGAAGAUGGCGGGAAAUGUUGGAGAAUACCAGGAUGCAAACGAAAUGACUGUGGACUGUAACAUGGAGGUGAAGUGGAACUGUGAGGCCAUACAGCAACAGGAGCGCACAACAAAUGCAUACAUAGUGGAGGACGGUCAGUUCCCACUGCACAGCUUUAACAGUCAAGAAGUUGCAGGUUUGGACAAGAAAGACAAGUUUGACAGCCAGGCCAGUGACAUGUUGGAUGGUGCAAAAAGCAUAAAGUCAAAGAGGAAAAGCAGUUGCAAACAGACAACCGCAGGACAGAGUCCAAAGAAAGCCCGGGCCCCCAGAGCUCCCAAGUCCGAAAAGGUCAAAACCCCUAAGCAGAACUCUCGGUCCACCAAAAAGAUAAAGGCCAUGUUAGAAGGGAAGGCAGCAAAGAACCAGGCAGGUGGUUGUGGCACAGGCCUGACUGACAGUAGCAGUACUGGGGACUGGUCUGGCACUGGCUGGUCUGAGAGUAACAGCCUGGUAGGGGAUGACCAGAGAGAGUUUGAGGAGCCUUCCAACAUUCUGUCCAACAUUGUCUCUGGCAUGGCCGAGGUCCAAAGGUUUAUGAUGGCCUCUAUCGAGCCACUGUGGAAUCCCAUGUCUGAGGCCUGCAUGCCCUCGGAGGCCAACAGCCUCAACCUUAAGACCCUCAAAAUCUUGGCAGGAACAGAGGCCGACCUGAAGAAAAAAGGAGCCGUACUGACGGGGGCUGGCAGAGGCAGGAAGCCCGGGGGAAAGGGAGUGAAAAACCAGGCCAAAUUCAACCCCUCGCAUCCCUUGUUCCCUCAGCUAGCAUUGGGCUGUAACAUGUUUGACAAACCAAACUUUAUUAACCCAGGGCCCGCGCACAAAAAGCUAUACCGCCACAAGACCAGUGCAAAGUUCCCUCGGAUUGAGACGUUGAAGGGGAAGCGAGCUGAGAGAGACCCAAAUAAGGACAUAGCACUGAUGACUUCUUUUGAGAAACUGAGAAUAUGGAUGUCCUGUUGUUGCUGUCCUUCAUACACUGCCUGGCUCAUUUCAAGAGGGAAAUCUACAGUUAUUGAGCCCUGUUUAAAUCCAAGACAUCUUAAACACACAAGAUGGGACCAUUUUGUAUUGAUGACAUAUCAGACGUUUUUUUUGUGUUUUUUUUUUUGUUUUUUUUUGCUAUUGUUUCCCUCCUGUUCUUAAGGUUGGAAUAACUCCCCCAUUCCCUUUUAUCGAGCAUUUCUUUUUCCUUCUGGAGAUGAACUGAUGAUCUAAAUUAACAUUUUUACGCCUUGCAAAUUCAUAAAAGCUCCACCCUCAGAGUAUUUUUGUCAAUGUUGUUGUACAGGGACAUGCAAUAUUUGCAUAAAAAAAGAUGAUUAUAAUCUUAAAAUCAAUGUGCCAAAAGUAACAAUGCUGUGUAAAUGACCUCUUAUAUAUGUGUGAAUAUUGGCUGUUCCUCUUUUCUAUCCAUUGGGAAAUAUUGGCUGCUCGGGUUGGAGGCUCCUCACAGAGACUUGCAACUACAGGAAUUCUGUUUCUUAAUUUUUUUUCUUUUUUUUUGAGACUUUUUCCUCUCUACUCUGAUGAAAGGCACCAACAGCUGGCAGUGGUACGCCACCACUCUCUAAACCAAAUCUGUAUGACUGAAUUCUCUUCGUGUCCCACCCACCCCUUGCUUUGCUUGCCAAAUUCCGUUUACCUCAACAUUGCCUGGCACUGAGAAGCAACAAAAGAGAGGCAAAGGGAAGAUGGGCUCUGAAGCCCACUGUAAAGGAAGGGGAUGGAGGGAAAAAAUGUAAGAUGUUAUCAUCGGCUCCCUUUUUCUGGACCACCUUUAGUGGAGCGAACAUGGCUGAGGGUAAAGCAAGGGAGUCACUUGUCACUUGGGGCUGUGCCUCACGAGAUAGCUAUUUGUACUGGAAAAUUAAGAGGAAUUGAUUGCGUCUAUAAAUCUGAUGCGUGCAUCAGCGGAGAACAGACAAUUUUUUUUGCAGUAACUGUGAAUAUUAAAAAAAGCAGUUUUCAGUACAAAUGGAACCAGUAGUCUUGUAAAUGAAGGAAACGCAUGUCUUUGCAUUCUAUCUUGCCUGAAACAUUUGAAUUUUUAUUGACAUGGUUAUGUAAUUCAUUUCUUAACAUUGCCUUACUUUCUGAGUUGCACCUCUCGUAUUUGUUUGUUUUUUGGGUUGACUCUUCACAUGAUGUCCCAAUUGAGCUGUUUCAUUUACAUUUUGUAUUGGUUUGGGUUUUAAUGUUGCCCCAUUCUGAACUUUAUUCUGAAAGCAGAAAAUAUAUUUAAGGCCACAAAAGAACUGCACAAAUGGAAGAAAACUACAUAUUUAUAAAUGUAUAUGGGUAUUAUCUAAUGCAGUGAAUUCCCUACAUUAUAAGUUACUUUGGGCUCAUUCACUACCUCAGAGCUGAUAUAAAACAUCCGAAAUCCA